Molecule: messenger RNA, 5036 nt
Organism: Salvelinus sp. IW2-2015
Lineage: Eukaryota; Metazoa; Chordata; Actinopteri; Salmoniformes; Salmonidae
Product: endothelin-converting enzyme 2-like
Biological process (GO): protein processing
Cellular component (GO): plasma membrane
Molecular function (GO): metalloendopeptidase activity
Source: RefSeq, a predicted model, not a curated record
CCUGCAMUACCUCUGACCCCACUUUGAGAACACCCGAAUAGCCUAUAGAGAGGUGUGGCGGGUGCACGCGAUAGCUACACUGCACGCCCGACAUCGACGGAGCUCUCAAGCAAGCAGGUAUUACAAACAAGUUCGCUUCCGGAAGGGUGGCAUCCAGCUUCUCAGUUCCCCGGGCAAGAGGAUGGUGCUGGCUGGCGUGCUGCUUUCAUCUGUCCUCGGCCUGUUCGGAUGUACCGUCACUCUAGGCAUGCGCCACAACAAAGACCAAGCACAGGGCCUGUGUCUGACCAAGGCCUGUUUCACGGUGGCCAGUAAGAUCGUGCAGGCCCUGGACCGCAGCGCUGACCCCUGCCAGGACUUCUACCAGUACGCCUGCGGGGGCUGGGUCCGCAAGAACCCUCUCCCCGACGGACGCCCCCGUUGGAGCACCUUCAACAGCGUCUGGAACCAGAACCAGGCUGUCCUCAAAAACCUGCUGGAAAACGUCACUUUCAACUCCAGCAGCGAGGCGGAGAGGAAGACUCAGUUCUACUACCUGUCCUGUCUCAAUGAGCAGCACAUUGAGGAGCUGGGAGCCACGCCCCUUAUUGACCUCAUCACAAAGACAGGGGGCUGGAGCAUCACUGGGCCCUGGGAGAAGGACAACUUCAUGGAGGUGCUAAAGACUGUGUCAGGUCCUUACCGCGCCCAGCCCUUCUUCACAGUCAGAGUCAGCGUGGACCCCAAUAAUUCCAAUAGCAACGUCAUCCAGGUGGACCAAUCAGGGUUGUUCCUCCCCCCGCGGGACUAUGACGGCAACACAGCCAAUGAAAAGGCAUAUCUGGAUUACAUGGUGGAGCUGGGCCUGCUGUUGGGAGGGGAUAAGAACUCCACACAGAGCCAGAUGCAGCAGAUCCUGGACUUUGAGACAASGCUCGCCAACAUCACCAUAUCGCAGGACAAAUGCUGCGACAAGGAGAAGAUCUACCACAAGAUCACCAUCGCCGAGCUGCAGCUGCUGGCUCCGGCGGUGGACUGGCUGGACUACCUGUCCUUGGUCCUGUUCCCUCUGGACCUGAAUGACACGGAGCCCGUGGUGCUCUAUGCCAAGGAGUUCCUGCAGCAGGUGUCUGACCUGAUCAACAAGACUGAUCGCAGCCUGCUCAACAACUACAUGAUCUGGAACCUGGUGCAGAAGGGAGCAUCCAGUCUGGACCAGCGCUUUGAGAAUGCKCAGGACAAGCUGCUAGAGAGCCUGUAUGGAACCAAGAAACCCCGCACACCUCGAUGGCAGACCUGCAUUGGGAACACAGAUGACACGCUCGGCUUCGCCCUGGGAGCGCUCUUUGUUAAAGCGACGUUUGAUAAACACAGCAAAAAGAUUGUCGAGGGGAUGAUCAAUGAGAUCCGUGCUGCGUUCAAAGAUGCUCUGGAUCACAUCGAGUGGAUGGACAAACAGACGCGGAUGGCAGCCAAAGACAAGGCGGACACCAUCUACAACAUGAUUGGAUUCCCUGACUUUAUCCUGGACCCCAAAGAACUGGAUGAUGUUUAUGACUGGUAUGACGUCUCAGAAGACAACUUUUUCCAGAACACGCUCAACUUCUACAACUUCUCCGCCAGGGUGAUGGCCGAUCAUCUCCGCAAGCCACCCAACAGCGACCAAUGGAGUAUGACCCCUCCCACAGUCAACGCCUACUACAUGCCCAACAAGAAUGGAAUUGUCUUCCCAGCUGGAAUCCUUCAGGCACCCUUUUACGCCCAGCAUCACCCCAAAGCACUGAACUUCGGGGGGAUCGGAGUGGUGAUGGGACACGAACUCACUCAUGCCUUUGGUGUCCAGGGCAGGGAAUACGACAAAGACGGGAACCUUCGGCCAUGGUGGCAAAAUUCCUCUGUGGACGCAUUUAAGAAUCUCACGGAAUGCAUGGUAGAGCAGUACAACGGGUUUACCAUCAAUGGGACGCAUAUCAAUGGCAAGCAGACGCUGGAAGAGAACAUUGCUGACAACGGAGGCCUAAAGGCAGCCUAUAAUGCGUACCAGGCAUGGGUGCAGGAGAACGGUGAGGAGAAGAGGCUGCCGGCGGUCAACCUGACCAAUGACCAACUGUUCUUUGUGGGAUUCGCCCAGGUGUGGUGUUCCGUGCGAACCCCGGAGAGUGCCCACGAGGGACUCAUGACAGACCCCCACAGCCCCCCAAAGUACCGCGUCAUCGGCACCCUCUCCAACUCGCCAGCCUUUGCAGAGCACUUCCAGUGCACCGCUGGCUCCCCGAUGAACUCUGGUCACCGCUGCACAGUGUGGUAGGGCCUGGCAGAACAACAGGGGGGGCGCUGUCUGUGGAGUGCAUUGAGAACCAAGAGGAGGAGGAGUUGAUCUCUGCAUUGAACCUUUUUUCCUAUUUUAUUCUUUGUACAUAAUGAUGGACUACCAGUGGUUUGUGAGUAGAGCAGGACAGACUCCAGGUUAGCGAGAGGGAGGCGUGUUGAUAGAAAGGUUGUCGUCUGCUGAUGUAUGUGUAAUUCCAGUGUUAGGGGAUGGUAUUUUUCCUAUUUUUCCACGCCCCAGUCUCCCACACCGGUGGGGCACAAAGACACGUUUUAUUUAGUGUUGGCUGCACUUAGUAGGGGGCCGGGGAGGAGGAGCCAUUAGGGGAUGUCUGUCCACACCCCUUUCUCUAUGCUUCCGGGUCAUAGCUGUCCUCGCUGUGUGCCCUGUUUACAAUUUGAAACCGGAUCCCUCUUUCGACUGAGGGAUCUCCCUGAAACCACUAUGACCUCACAGGAAGUGCUCGUCUCCCUCUGUGACCUCGCAGGAAGUGCAGGAACUUCACUCUGACAUCCCAUGAUGGAGGUUCAGCUGCCUUUGUGACCUCACAGGAAAUCCAGAAACGUCGCUGUGUUUGGACGUUGCAUAUGGUUUCAUCUCGAUUGACAUCUAUAUUCCCUAUAUAGUAUACACAAAUGUACUAUUAGGGCCCGGAUGCUACCAGUAUUUCAAUAAUCGUUAAUAUCGGGGAAAGGAAACAAAACACAAAGCGGAUUUAACUUCUUUAGGGAAAACAGCCCUGAUGGAAACAAACAUCAUGUUAUCCAGAGUGAAAUGUUUUUAUUUUCCAAGCUAUAGCACACAAUAUUGUACAUACAGAUUGGUUUCAAAGGACCAAAGAGAUGGGGUCUGCUUCGUGUUUUCAUUUUUGCCAGUCUCGUCCCGGCCCUAUGCAGUAUAUGUGUGGCUCUGGUAAAUAGUAGUUCCCUAUAUGGGGUGUCAUUUAAAUAGGGUGAAAUUUGAGAUGGCGCCAUAUAGACUCACUUCUCCUUUUUCUGUUGCAUCACAGAAAGUGCACUGGCUUCAGUGACAUCACAAUGAAUCCCCCAGCAGGGGUGUGGGAUCUUAAUACUUUAAAAUGGCCUCCCCUCCUAUUUACCAUGUUCUACUACUGGACAGAUGGAAGCGCGACGAAGCCUACUGAUAACCCUUGCCAACAUAUUGCUUUUAGUUAUCCCAUUUCUUAAAGAUUGUUGGCGAGCAUUUUGAGUACGUAGGAAAGGGUACUUAGAAAAAGUGCCAAUGCCCCUAGACGCCCAUCUUGGUUCAUCCAACCACAAGAUCGGCAGAGCUCCCUCUGGGACCUGUAGUGUGCUGGACUAUCUGUGACUCCGGUUGUAGGGACGAUCACCACUUGCUUAUCUGUGUGUUGUAGUUGUUAUUGGCAUAUUCUGAAGUUGACAGAGUUGAAAUGAGAUACACAUCUUUAAAACUGCCUUUUGUCAAAGAUGUAUUUUUGUUCCUUGUGUCCAGUUUGAUUCUUUGUUUCUCUGUAUGCUAAGGGAGUGUAUUUCAGUGUGUGUGUGUGUGUGCAUGAGCAGCCUUAGCAGCUUGUUUGAUAUUUACUGUGUUUAAUCUAUCAGCUUCAUUGCGAAAGGAUAGUGUGUGUAUGAGUGUGUGUGUGUGCGCGUGCGUGAGCGAGGUAUGCAUGUUUGUCUGUGUAUGUAUGUGUGCAGAUUGCUUUGAUACACCAUCCCUACUUACGUUGAACUAUCAACAAUGUCAAGUCUGCUGCAGUGAUUUUACGUCGCAUUCCCCCCAAAAUACUAAUUUGAAAUGAAUGGAUAUGUUGAAGGGAUAUGUUCCUAAAUAACUUAUUGUUUGUACACACUCCACUCCAAAGUACUGCAGGGUGUGAGGCAGGGUGUGUACAGGAUUCGUAAUCGGGUUACUGCUGGACUCUUGUUCAAUUAAACUAUGUCACUGUUUUAUCUCCCGUCAGCCACUUUAUGUACUAGUCCCACAUAGUGCUCUCUGCUCCUGUCUGCACCUUGCAAAUUUGUUUCACUACAAGACAUGGAGAUGUGUCAUGACUCAUGACCAUAGGAGUACUGCACCUCACCACACUCUACCCGAUACAGGACAAUCCCAUUGUCUUCCGACAGGUGGCGCCACUCAAACUCAACACCAGUCCUUCAAUGCAGAUGGAGUUGCGCCAUCUAAUGUGAGACAAGGAGGUGAACCAAUCAGGGUCAGUUGCUAUUGGCUGCUUUUACAUUUCAAUGUCGCGAUCGGAGAACCUCCUGAACUGCCGGUUUGCAGAGCCAUAGAAAGAGAACGUUUCGGGGGGAAAUCAGCUGUUCAAUUUCACAACAAUAAAGAACACCAUGAUGCGUCCAUCUAAUUCACGAUAACGGUCACGUUCGCGCAUUUUGUGAAAUGAAAUAUCUAACAAGAGUUAGAAAUGUGUUGUGUACAAUAGACAUAGCUAGCUAUCUGAGCGUUGUGCCCAUGGAGAUGCAGUGAGCUCCAAAAGUAUUGGACAGUGAAAUAGUUUUGGUUGUUCUGGCUCUGUACUUCAGCAAUUUGGAUUUGAAGUGACACAAUGACUGUGCUUUACGUGCAGUCUGUCAGCUUUAACUUGAGGGUAUUUUCAUCCAUGUCGGAAGAACCGUUUAGAAUUUACAACACUUUUUGUACGUAGUCCCUCAAUUUUAGGAGACCAAAAGUUUUGGGACAAAUUCACUUGUGUGUAUUAGAGUAGAAAAAAAGUGAAGUAUUUGGUCUC